UGGAGUUUUAUUGGUCAUCUACUGAGACGGCCUCUCUGUUCCUCAGCUGUAGAUGUUAAUAUCUCAGCAGUUCUGUUUGUAGUGUGUAGAAGUUAGAUGAGUAGAUAUGAGCUGCACGGUGAAGAAGCUGUAUCACGUCGCUGCUUUCGGCUGGUACGCUUUUAUUGUGCACUAUCUGUUCGCUAAAGGAAGAGAAGCUCCUCCAGAUGGUAUUUUUCCAUAUGGAGGACCAUGGAAAUAUCUCACCUUCAUCAAUCUGAUUGUACAGAUGGUGUUUUUUGGACUGGCGUCAGUCAGAGAUCUGCGGACGCUUGGAAAAAGAUCCAGAGUUACUCUGCUGUCCCAAACUAAAGACCUGCUGUUUUCUGUCUUCGCUUUCCCGUUAGGACUGUUGGUUGUUCUGCUGUUUUGGGUGAUUUUUAGUUAUGAUCGGCAGCUGGUUUACCCAGAAUCCAUGGAUAAUUUCUUUCCCACAUGGGCGAACCACGCCAUGCACACUCUGGUUCUGCCGAUUGUUCUGGGCGAGGUCCUGCUGGAGCCGCAUGUUUAUCCCAAAACCAGGAAUGGUCUGGCUGCUCUGGGUGUUGCUGGAUUUCUGUACUCAGGCUGGGUAAUAUGGGUGUAUGUGAGUGUGGGCAUUUGGGUGUAUCCGUUACUCGGUCUGUUCAGCACCACUGGCCUGGUCGCUUUCUUCAUCUCCAACAUAUUCGUGGUGAUCCUGCUGUACCUGCUGGGACAAACUCUGAACUUCAGAAUCUGGGGUAAACAGCAGGUGAAGGUGAAAAAGAAUUGAAACCACACAAGAACAAAACAUCCAUCAAUGCAAUUAAUUCAGGCUUUGCAUUCAGC
This is a messenger RNA of Astyanax mexicanus (Mexican tetra), 849 nucleotides long. RefSeq names its product androgen-dependent TFPI-regulating protein. The record is from RefSeq and is a predicted model, not a curated record. Gene Ontology annotation, cellular component: endomembrane system; membrane. The coding region runs from base 107 to 793 and encodes 228 amino acids. The transcript is spliced from 6 exons. NCBI's taxonomy places the organism in Eukaryota, Metazoa, Chordata, Actinopteri, Characiformes, Acestrorhamphidae.